Molecule: messenger RNA, 462 nt
Organism: Aegilops tauschii subsp. strangulata
Lineage: Eukaryota; Viridiplantae; Streptophyta; Magnoliopsida; Poales; Poaceae
Source: RefSeq, a predicted model, not a curated record
AUGGCAAAGAAGGUCUUUGCCAUCAGUAUACAGAAAGCUGACGAUAAAGAAAGAGCUGACGGCAAAGAGCGCAGGCUGCCUGACAAUUUUAUGAAGAUGCUGGACGGCCAUCGGCCAAAGAAUGUGAAGCUGCGACAGGUCGGCAGCGGGCUUCGCAGGCAUUGGGACAUGGAGUUGGUGAUCAGGUACGGCCACAUGUACAUGUGUCGUGGCUGGGAGCAGUUCUACCAUGCCUACGACCUGCGGCACGGGUACUUCCUUCUCUCCAGGUACGACGGCGACACCAUGCUCACCGUGAAGGUGUUCAACACGACUAUGUGUCGCAUGCGCUACCAGGACGACGAUGAUGCCAAUACCUACAGCCAAAGCAGCAGCGACUCUGGUUGCAGCAAAAGCAGCAGCGAGGAUGAUCCGGAAUGGAGUGGGGAAGACGAGGAGCAGAGUGGGCAUGAGGAGGUGUAG